CUUAUCGUCCCCGCUUCCAGCUGACCCGCAUUCACCAGCGCUAUACAGACACGGGACAGCAACCGAGCGCGGCGAACUAGUCAACAACACCGUGGAGUUUCCUCCCCCACGUACACCGUGACCGUGAAAUUCCGGCAGUCCCGGGAUGGCAGGUCGCUGCUGUCGCCUCUUUUCGCUCUUGACAGCGCGCUGACAGAGGAAGCAGUCUCCCCCAGGAGCUUCAGGCGAACCGGCUGCAGCUGACCGGAAUUACACUGUAGCGUUCACUUGUUUCUCUUUUCUUUAAUUUGCCGCUCCCGGUGACAUGUUUUAUGUCGACUCUGCUUGAGGUGCUUUUCUAUCCGGAGUGGACUACACCGCUACAAAGUGAAACAGAGAGAGAGAGAGAGAGAGAGGCGCCUCGCAGUCAGUCACGGCGGUGCAAGGUGGACAUCCUGAGACAACCGAUCAGUUCUAGUCAAAAGGCAGAGCCGUGAAUCAAGUCUUUAUCCUCAAUGGACCCAGACAAAUGCAGCUGCAAAUUCUAAAAACUGACAGUAGCACCUUUUUUUUUUUCUACCUCCAACGAUCAUCCCAAAAUCUUGCCAGAGAAAACUCUUGUGCUCUCUAUCUCACAGGACUCUAGAAGUCUUCUCUAUUUUACUCAGGUCUUUUUUCCCAAUGCCUACCUCCUCCACUAAAACACUGAACUCAGAGACAACCUGUUUUACCUUCUAAACUCUUCAAACUGAUGAAGAGCAUUGACUUAAGACCUCAAACUUCCUGUAAGCUACAAAACAGCCACACUGAUCACUGAUAGCCUGGUCCAGUGGAAAUUAUUCAAACUGGAAGACGGACAAUAGCUACUUCAGCCUCUCAUCGUCCACUUGUUGAAUCUGGCCGAAAGCUAUAUACCUCAGUUAUUAUUGUCUGGAAGACAUUUGUGUGCAGAAAACACAAGGCGACAAUCAUUGACGGAAUUGAUCCAGCAGACAGGAGUUAAUAUCCAAGCAAGAUGCAAGCUACAAAGUAGGGAAGCAGCGCUGGUGUCUUUCAUUUGCUUUGGGGAUAAAAAAUAUAACCAGGGAGAAAAGCUGAGUACUGCCUUGGAGAAAACAUAACUUCAUGUUUCCCAGCACAAAAGCCAGACUAUCUAAGCUAUCUAAAUACACCAGCAAAAAACACAGGGGGCUUUCAGUGAGCUUAUUUUUACACCUAAAGCCUCCAAGCAGCAGAAGAAGGUCUUGAAAACUUCACCAGCUGUUUCUGUGCUGCAAUCGAGACACAAAGAAACUUCCUGGGAGUUCAAAUGCAAAUAAUCUUCACAGGUGGCAGAAGAGGCACAGAAGAACUGAGCAAGUGAAGAAGGAUGUAAUGCUCUCCGUCCGACUCGCCGUGCUCCCGUCCCGCGGUUCCCGUUCACGGAUUCCUCUGGUUGGAUGUUGAGAAGGCUGCCGGCGAAUGCUGAGCAGGUCGACCUGUCUGAGGUACGCCUCCCGGCUCUGCGAUUGGUCGCUGGAUGCUACUGGAGUUGAACGGCAACGAUGUUCGACAAGCAGGAGAGCAAUUCAUCUGAGAGCGAUGAGAAAGGAUGGCCAGAUGUGCCGAAGAGAAAGAGGAAAAACAGCCAGUGCUCCCUGAAGAGCAUGUCUGCUCUUAGCGUCUCUGUUCCAGGGUACAUCCCCAGCUACCUGGAGAAGGACGAGCCGUGCGUGGUGUGUGGGGACAAGGCCACCGGCUACCACUACCGCUGCAUAACCUGCGAAGGCUGCAAGGGUUUCUUCCGCAGGACAAUCCAGAAAAAUCUCCAUCCUUCUUACACCUGUAAAUAUGAAGGCUGCUGCAUCAUUGACAAGAUCACCCGCAAUCAGUGCCAGCUGUGCAGAUUCAAGAAGUGCAUCUCUGUGGGCAUGGCCAUGGACUUGGUGCUGGACGACAGCAAGCGCGUGGCCAAGCGGCGCCUCAUCGAAGAGAACCGAGAGCGGAGGAAGCGGGAAGAGAUGGUGCGGACGCUGCAGAUGAGGCCGGAGCCAGACAGCGCAGAGUGGGAGCUGAUUAGGAUGGUGACUGAGGCGCACCGGCACACCAACGCCCAGGGCUCCAGCUGGAAACAGAAGCGCAAAUUUCUGGCGGACGACAUCGGCCACGGUCAGCUGAUGCUCACUUCAGACGGAGAUAAGGUCGACCUGGAGGUCUUCAGUGAGUUCACCAAGAUCAUGACCCCUGCCAUCACGCGCGUUGUUGACUUUGCCAAGAAACUGCCCAUGUUUUCAGAGCUGCCUUGUGAAGACCAGAUCAUCCUACUGAAGGGUUGCUGCAUGGAGAUCAUGUCACUGCGCGCCGCCGUGCGCUACGACCCCGAAAGCGAAACGUUGACGCUAAGCGGCGAGAUGGCCGUAAAACGCGAGCACUUGAAAAACGGCGGGCUUGGAGUUGUUUCGGACGCCAUAUUUGACCUGGGCAAAAGCCUGGCACAGUUCAACUUGGACGACUCUGAGGUGGCACUGAUGCAAGCGGUGCUGCUCAUGAGUUCAGAUCGGUCGGGUCUGAUGAGCAUGGAGAAGAUCGAGCGGUGCCAGGAGGCCUUCCUGCUGGCGUUCGAGCACUACAUCAACUACCGAAAGCACAACAUUCCCCACUUCUGGCCAAAGCUCUUGAUGAAGGUCACGGACCUGCGGAUGAUCGGCGCCUGCCACGCCAGUCGCUUCCUCCACAUGAAGGUCGAGUGUCCAAACGAACUCUUCCCCCCACUCUUCCUGGAAGUCUUCGAGGACCAGGAAGUGUGACAUCGCGCCCUGCCGCUUCGGGUUUGGCAGUAAAGGAAGUAUCGGCCAUGGAUGAACAUUAUAGGAAAGACUGGAUUUUGUUUUCAUUUGUGAGAACGUGCCCUGUACAUUUUUCUGUUUAUUUGCCCAUUUCUGUCAAACACAAGACUUGACUUUCUGCCACCAGCAAAAUCUCAUCAGCAUCAUGAAACAGAACCCCAGGUGUUCUACAGCUGGUAGUUUUUCAACACUAUGCCAUAAACCUGCAUCUAUAUGCAAAUCCAAAUUGCAUCUAUGAGGAGGGCUGGACUGGUGCCACACCUAAUACAAACUGAGGGGCUUUGCUAGCGGCACACCUUAGUGAAAUCUCAAGCACACGUCUUCGAGGGUUUUUUCUUGUCCUGGACCUGACAACUGGCACUUCUGACAAUCCCAGCAACCAUCUCGCUGAACUCCCACCUCCCCAAUAUCUCCAAGAGCAAAAGCUUCCACUUUCAAUCCACUGUGGCCCUGAGAGUGUUCGUCAACCUACCUCCGUCACACAAACCUUCACACUGAGAAACACACUCACAGAAUGUAUGUGCACAAAAAAAACCACCCCAACACUGUUACCUCAUUUCUUGUCAAAUGUAUUUCUUUAUUUAUAUUUGGUGGGGAGGGAGGGGCCAGAUGUAGUUCAGUUAGAGGAUAUGGAGCCAUGCACCCCACAGUUACCCAUAUGCUACUGGCAACUGCUGAGAGAACAACUUUGUGUAAAACACUAAUCUACAAAGCAUUAUUUGUACUACAAGUCUUAUAGCCGAGGACACUACAGCAAUCACCGUGCGUCACUAGAUGUGAUGAACAUCACAGUGCAUUCUGUAAGCACUAAACUGUGAGUAUGUAUGGAGUCAGUCUUGGCAAAUAAAGCUUUUUGAAUAGCGAACAGCUGCAAAGUGCAGAAACUCAACAUCGCUGUUCACAACUCCUUCCUCUGUUCUCUGAUCGGCCCUGUUGUAAUUCACCCUGAGAAAUCAAAGCCAAUGGGAGAAAUCUCUGAGUGGAGAUGAGAAUUGAGCGGAAAUGAGUAGGAAGCCAACAGCCAGUCUGGUGCUUCUUCGGUCUUUUGGGCUUUACUUGCAAAGGUUCUCGGAUCAUAGUUACAUAUUUUUAGGGGUACGAACAAAUUUGUCUAUAUCUGUAUAUUCCAAUUGGCAAAAUUUAGGAUUUCCAAGCAAAUAAUCUGAAUAAAUAUUGGGCCUAUUUGUCUUAGACGUUUGAGAUCUAGCUCCUUUAUUCUCAUCGAUGAAAUAUUUAAACAAUCACAAUAACCCAUGGAGAGCUUUGUCUUUUUUUCUACACAUUUCUAUGUGGUAAUUACAGCUUAUGUGUGACUUUUGUUAGUAAUUUUGAUAACUUUCUCACUUUGGCUGUUUUUAGUUAAUUUUUAAGAUUUUAUCGAAUUUUAUUGACACAAAUCUCGUUCCAUUAUUUAUUAUCACAGUCAGGCUGUCUGUCGUGUUCCAGUAAAGAAAUAUGUAAAAUUAAUUAAUUAAUAUGCAAUUUUUUCCCCCAACUUCAAAACAUAGCACAGUGCUUUGAACACAUUAUUAUAACCAUCAUUAUUAUUAUUAUUAUAUGUUUUUAGAAGAAGCCAAGAAUUGAUCAAUUUAUACAUAGCUUCAUAAAGAACUACUAAAGCUUCACUAGUUGGUUGUGAAGUAGCUAUGGUUACAAUGAUUGUCUGCUGAUUUCCAACGUGACUGAUUAGCAGAUGUUAGCUGUUUUGCUAAUAUUUCCUGCAGUGUGGUCUUCAGGUCAUUACUUACAGCUCUGACUAGAUUUCUCGAGCUCUGUUUCCAAAAGAACGUUUGUAACAAAUAUACUUCAGCUGUAAAUUUAAAUGCCUUUUAAGUUCCGGAGCACUGAAUUAUUUCACCGAGCAGCUGAAACCCAGUUUUUCAGUUUGGCAAGACUACAGGGCGACUAUCCAUGAGUAGCUGAACUCUGCAAAUACUGAAGACCCCCUCUAAAAAUGCAAAAUACUCCCUAUUUUAACAGUUCAAACACAAAACUUGCCUUAAUAUGUAUUAUUACACGCUGUAAAAACCAUCUUAGCCCUGCUGCAGAAGCUAGCUCUGCCGUUAGCUUUGCAAAUAUUGAUACAAAACAACCAGCAAUGAUUUAUACUGAUCAGUAAAAUGCCCUGAAAGGUCAAAUUGAUAAAAUAUUUUUUGAUUAUAAGAAAUAAAGAAACUAUAGAAGAUUUGACCACAUCUAUCUAUGAGUUAUCUUCAGUAUUGAUGAAAAUACUUAAUUAUAAUAAAACAUAAGCUCGUACAUGAAGGCUUAAGGUACAUUCCUAUGACAUUGCUUAUUUAUAGUUAAUAAACAGAAGUAGGGGAGGCAGUGGGAACGGAAUAGGGAUGAAUUGGUGAAUUGGCUCCAAGCUGACUGUGCAGUUGCAUAAUUUUUUUAAUAAAUGAAGGAAAAAAAUAACUGCUUAAAAAAAAUUAAUCUGGAUUUGUGCACCAUUCAAUUCAAAGAGACUUUAUUGAUCCCAAAGGGAAAUGAAAUGUUAUUUUAACUUAUAUUCAUUCAAAUUCUUCAAAGAGUUAUUGUAGAUUGUGAUGGCUGCUGGCAGGAAGGUUCUCCUGUAGCAGUCUGUAUUACAGCAAAUUUGAAGAAGCCUCUGACUAAAGACACUGUUUAUCGAAGACACUCUCGUGGCCUAAAUUAAAACUCUACCAGCCCCAGAUUUAAAUCUUGCAAAUGACCCAAGCAUGUAGCACUCAGCUUUUUUUCCUUUUCUUUGGCAGGCAGAAAUGAGAUACUAGACCUUUAAUCAUCUUUGGAAAACUUCUAGAUCAAAUCAUAGAGGAUUGGGUCGCUGUUCCCCAUCAACUCAUUGUCCUUCUGAACUUCAGCCUUUACACUGACAGUUAUUUUGUCCUCGUAGUGUAAUGUCUAAGUCAGUGUGUUUACAGAAAGCACUUUUUUAUUCAAAACAUCUAAAAGCUCUUCAGCCAUUUCCAGCCUACACAGGGUGUCUGCAUAUACACACCCAACUCAGACCUCCUGAUUCAUUACCUCACAGACUCACAUUCACUUGUCAGAUGCUUUUACUUUUUCUCAUUGGUUUCUCUUUUUAUUUUUUUUAUCCCUUUCUGAUAAGUUGUGGGAAGCAGCCUUCAGUCUCAGUGUGUUCUCAUCUUGAACCCCCCUGACCCGUUUCCUCCCGGUGGAGGGACCUGUUGCACCCCUUCAUCCCCCCAACCAACCCCUCCACCUGUAACUGCCUGAAACCAACAGACUCUACCUCACCUCUCAUCUCCAUGGAGCCGCCUCCAGGAACCCAACACGAGCACAACCGCCAAUCUAACACACCAACGCAGUGACAAGCUGUACAUCCCCCACUGUGAACGGAUACGUCAGCAGCGUCUGUCAUUUUCACCUGGUUUUGUUUUUCUAACUGCCCACAUGGGACCAAGAGUUGCUCUGAGUUCAGGUUUUUCUUUCAGAACCUGAGCUUGACGGCGGCCCGGCAGGUGAAUUAGUGACGGUAAAUGAAUGAACUUCGAAGAGACCGUGACAGUGCUCCGGCGGGUGGAGCCGUUUCGGCCCCGGUCGGGUCAGGACUCUGGCGGGUGACUCAGCAGUUUUGGAAAGCACAUGAUGGACUAAAUAAAUUCCUCCCUGGAGAAACGAACACCCAGACCUCAGAGACCUGCAGGGAGAGAAACUCUGUCAACCACGACUCCAGCUGCCAUCCACUACUAAAAAAAAAAGAAAAGACGAAUCAGGUUCCUUUUUUGCACUAAAACCACGCUGUCUGUAUCCUGAACCGGUCUGGACACUUUUCCUCUCCGUCUCGUCCUCCUGCUGUUUUCAUCUUUCACUCCAUCUGUUGAUUCUGGAAGGUGAGGCUCGGAGCGCGGCCGUCAGGGAUCGCUGCUCACUGGCUGAGUUUCCAUGGUUGAUAUUCUGCUGAUGUCAGGGGGGAAAACACAAUUUCGCAAUUGAUGUGUUUCCAUGAAAAAAGGAAUGACAUAAAAUCACAUGUGAAUUAAAACGCGACGAGUCAUUAAAAAUCAUGUCAGGAUGGAUGUAAACAGCUACAUGGGAUUCAUAGCGCUCAUCAUCUAUCCGCCGAGACGUCGACGUUUUAUUCCGACGUUGGAGCGACAAGCCCCGCCUAUGCGGCCCACUACCCCGCAUAGGUAGUGGAGCAGCUACCUAUGCUGCGGUUUGGGGAAAAGAAACCAUCAUCCUCCUUCCACUUCCUGUCUUCUUCUUCGUCGUUUUCGCCAGUAGUAAGGUUGUUGAUCACGUGACUUGUGUGAUGCUGAGAAUAAAUGUUUCAUUUGAAGUUUUGCAGAAUACACAAAGUUAGAUACGGCCGAAAAAUCAUCUUACCUUGUCGCAAAAACCUUUUGUCAAAAAAACGUUGUUUUUUUGUUUGUUUGUUUUUUUCAAAUCUGUGGUGGUCACAUUAAGCUAAUUGCUUUCCGUCAUUUCAAUUUGCGCAGUUUUACGGUUAAUGAAACGCAGCUGGUGUUACUAAACUAUGUUGUGGAUUAUUUAACAUGCACACGCAAACACACACACACACACACAGAAAACGAUAAGGAUGAUGGAGUUGUACGGACCCACACCGCCUUGGUAUCGCUGUGAGUGAACACCGUCACACACACACAAAGACAGCUGCCCUGUCGCUCAUUCCGAUAUGUUCAUGUGCCUCACAUGGGUGUAUCGUUAUACUUCGUAGUGCUUGCAGAAAUAUUCAUACAUCUAACUCUUUCACAAUUUUGUUGCAUUACAACCACAAACAUUAAUGUAUUUCACUGGGAUUUCAUGUGACCAGCACCAAGUUUCACAUGAUGGAGGUGAAAGUCUUAAAUCUUUUGAAAAAUAGGGAAAAGUUGCACCUAUUUGAAAAUUUAGGGAAAUACCAAUAUUCAGUAUUUAUAUUGCUGUCAUAGCUGAUAUUUACCUAUAUUAUAUGUUUCACUUCUCCUUCAACACCUUAAAAAAACACAGCUGACUUCACCACCAAACUACCCACAAUCCUUUGCUGCAUCACUGCCACAUGACCAGACUAACAUUACACCAGCAACGUCAACCCCUCCCGCUCCAAAGAUAAAUGGCAACAAGAUAGAAAUUAAUAUUGGUUGUUAAUAUCGGCCCAGCUGUGUUUAUCUGUCCAAUACAUGAUUUUAAAGAAUCACCGGUAUCUACCGAUACCGGUUUUAGUGCUGAUGUAUCGUGCAUGCCAACUCAAAAGUUUACUUUGACAUCCCUAAGUAAUGUCCAGAACACCAGAAGUGUGUAAUAAAAAAAAACAGUUUGCUCAGAAACAUGGCGGUGGUAGCAUCAUACUGUGGGAAUGCAGACAAAGAAGCCUUUUCAAGAGAAACUAUAUGGAAAAUGAUUAACUAUGCACUAUUACCUGCCAGUCUGUUGCUAAACAAACACAUCCCCACAGCAUGAUGCUGCCACCACUGUUAUUUACCAUGGAACCAUUCCAUUUGUGUUGGUCUGGACAAUAAACUCCCAGUAAAGUACAUUAGAAGUUUUUGGUUGCAAUAUGACAACAUGGGACAAAGUAAAAAAAUAAAAAAGUAUGAAUGCUUUUGCUGUGGACUUUAUGUAGUAUACAUAUAAAUAUCUGUAAAUAUUUAAAGUAUAUAUACAUAUAUAUUUCUAUGCACUCAGGCCCAUUCAGAUCAUUUCACCAGGUGACAGAGUCUGGAUGAAAAUCAGCAGCGUUUCUCUCCGGCUGACAUGACGCUGCUUGUUUGACUCGUGGCGAUUACCAAGUAACCUUCUCAGUCCUCCGACCUUUGAGCUCGCCUGCAGGUUGAGCCAGCUCUCUCUCCUCUCUUUUUUUUUCUGUUCUUUUUGCUGAGGUCGAGGGUCAGCGUUCCCCGUCGGUGACGUAGAUGCGAGCUGGCGGCUCCAAACGGUCGGCGGAGGAAAACCACGGCGGCACUCGUUUAUCUGCUCCAGGAUCUCUGGAGUCGUUCCGGCGGCUGCAGCUUUAGAAGCCAGCUCCGUUUUUAAUUUGACAGAAAAGUGAUCAUUCACUCCAACCCAAGGACGACUUUGCAACCUUUAAAUCGAAGCCGCAGAAUAAGUCGGGUGUUUGGUUGUUUUUUGUUUCGUUUUUUCACUUUGUAAAGGGAGAAUCGUGAUUUCUCUCCCUUUGUGUUUACAGUCGUCCAAACUGUGAAUCGGAUGCUAAUCUCUGCCACUGUACCAAACCGUAACAGCUGAGUCUCCUCCUGACUUACCCAGGAGAAACGGCUCUAGCUGCGUCUGUCCUGCACCGUCCUCUUGACCUCCUGACCUCUGUCUCUCUGUUCCUGCCUGUUCUGCACCCAGAAUCCCACCCCGCUCCUCGGAGCUCUCACCGGUGGAGGAAGAUGUGUCAAUCCCUGCAGGAGUGUGUCUCCAUGUGGAAUGUAAAAUACUGCAAUAUUGUGAUUAAAGACACAUUGUGAAAUCUUCA
Messenger RNA from Xiphophorus hellerii (green swordtail), 9234 nucleotides. RefSeq names its product thyroid hormone receptor alpha. The record is from RefSeq and is a predicted model, not a curated record. Gene Ontology annotation, molecular function: RNA polymerase II cis-regulatory region sequence-specific DNA binding; zinc ion binding; nuclear receptor activity. NCBI's taxonomy places the organism in Eukaryota, Metazoa, Chordata, Actinopteri, Cyprinodontiformes, Poeciliidae. Gene Ontology annotation, cellular component: RNA polymerase II transcription regulator complex. The transcript has 10 exons. Bases 1524 to 2765 code for a protein of 413 amino acids. Gene Ontology annotation, biological process: positive regulation of transcription by RNA polymerase II; cell differentiation; retinoic acid receptor signaling pathway.